AUGGAGAUGCCAUGCAGCCCUGGUAUCGUGCUUCACCUUUCCCGAGUCGCUUUGCCUAAGCCCUUCAGAUACGCCUUGCUUGUGCUCGACCCCCUCUCAGCGUGGGGCCUAUUGCAAGGGCCUCUGUACGUGCGCACUUUGAGCCUUCUCCACAAACCCAGCGCAGACCGUUGAUCGCUGUUUGAUCGCGCACACCAAGAGUGGUAGCGGUAGCGUAGCGUGA
Messenger RNA from Ceraceosorus bombacis, 223 nucleotides. Lineage: Eukaryota; Fungi; Basidiomycota; Exobasidiomycetes; Ceraceosorales; Ceraceosoraceae. The record is from the annotation of a GenBank genome assembly.